Molecule: messenger RNA, 2330 nt
Organism: Ectocarpus siliculosus
Lineage: Eukaryota; Phaeophyceae; Ectocarpales; Ectocarpaceae
Source: the annotation of a GenBank genome assembly
AUGGACAAGAAUGCAUUUGGCAUCGCGUACGAGCCACUACGGGGUUCUUCGCAGAAAAGCUACGAUUUGCCAUCCGGCCCGGCGUUCGUGGAUGAAGAUGAGUUCGAGCAAGAGAUGAGUGCAGAGUUUCGGGUCACGGUCGGGCCAUCUCGACAGGGUGAGAUUUUAGCAACGAUGUCCAACAGAACGCAGGCCGAUGACUUCGCUGAAGGUGACGGUACGGCCGAUAUCACCAUGAGGACACAGCAAGGCGUACCGGGUGGGAAUGGAUCAGAGCGCCAAGAAGACGUCAAUAGCGCACCAUUCUAUCCGGACGGAUUGAGGCUGGACAACAGAGAGGCACUCAAGCAGCUUACAAAAGACUACAAAGUAGCUGGAGUGGCCCCACAUGUGCAUCCCGGCAACGCACCACAGCGCUUGGACCAAUCUGCUAAGGAGAUUGGAGGAAGGUCCAUUGAGCGUAGCCUAACGGAUAAUGCUGCGGGCAUUUUGGAAUUCGUCGGUGAAGACGUCCGACACUAUCCAGUGACAGAAGAAGAGAACGAACGAGCGGAGGAAGAUGAUGAUGACGAGGAAAGGAAAAACCUUGUGGAAGUUCCAGAGAAGAUGGGCACCCUGAAUGUCCCGGGAGAAAGAGAGAAAGAGGGGCAAACAAGUAUCGACGAGGAUGAGAGUGCCCAGCGCGCUCUUGUUGCUAAAGAAUGGGAGGCUAUCGAUCAGUUGCGAACGGCGGAACGUUCUGUGCCUAUGGAGAAAGGAGUUGGUGGCAAGUUGCAACCCAUCAGCAUCGACCAGGCCAAUCGCCUCGUCACAACCGCAGAAGUGCUGGGCUACUUCCGUUCACAGGACUUAUGUACGCACAAGGCAGCGAUCGUGCCGUACCAGCCUCCCGAGAGUCGGUUUGGUCUGUUUCGCAGAGCCUCCAAGCUUAGGUUCCCUGAUGCAGAGCAGCUGCGGGAUGAAGUCUUCAUAUUAGCACAGAUAAAAUACGCUCCGGCCGAUGUGGUACAUCGUCGGUUGAUCCAGACGAUUUACCGACGCAUGACGAACGAGAAGCGAGCUUGCCCGGACGUAGGCCCACACUGGGACACUGUCGGCUUUCAGGGGACCGAUCCUUGCACGGAUUUGAACCGCUCGAUGGGCAUUUUCGCAUUAUUUCAGGUGCUUCAUUUGCUGGAAUCACAGCUAGGCUUUGCGAUGGUCCUGUACCGUCUGUCUUUGGCGGAUGUGACGGGCUGGCCGUUCAUGUGCGUAAGCAUCGGCUUCACCAAGGAGGCUCUGCGAGUCUUGCGACGAGGAGGCUGCUACGCUGAGUGCAAUCGGCGGGGGAGCGUGUUGGAUGUCGUGCACGAGCUCCAUCAGGCGCAGUUCCAUGCUUUCCUGGAGCUAUGCCGAACAGAACCGGCUACCCAUCAUGCCCUACAUCUUGCCAAGGUUCGCGCAAGGGUAGAAACCGAUUCCCACGUGCUUGUGAAGGCUUACCGAACAUAUCUCUUGGAGGAGAAGGCUCGGUCUGCGGUUAGUAUUGUGGACAAGACGGGAGAGAGUGCGGCGGUACAGGAGCAAUUCUCCGGUGGGGGGAAGCUGGCCGAAGAUGGACCGCCAGUGGCACACGUGAAGGACACAGCCAGUCGCAAAAAUACCUACCUGUCGUAAAGAGACAACACCAACCCAGCAGGAUUGCGAACGAAAAUAGAACAUGCUCGGUAGACGUCACCGGACACAAAAUCAUGUGCCACAUUUUGGCGUCUGAAUUGCAGCAAGUGCUUCAUUAUAGUGGGCCAUUAAGACACAAAAAACUCCACCGAUUUUUCGAAAAUUGGAAAUCCCAAAACCAAAAACCACAUCGGGACCAGCACGGGUUGUGACGCGCAGUCAACACCGUGUGCUGAACCAAGAUCCUGAUAUGAUAAACGACGCAAAAAUAUCGCUCUACGCUGCUGUAGUAUGGCGUGUUGCCUUGUGAGGAGAACGGUGAAGGCAUAAUCUAGAACGACCAACGGUGUGGAUACCACGCGACACGCGACAUCAGGCCGCCUCAACCAUUUUGUACCUGGUACCACGCAACUAAACUCUGCGCACGCAGUAGCUUGCACACGCUACGCCCGCCAGCUCAAAAGUCGUCUCUUACUCUCUGACAAGAGACCAACAGCCCACACGGGAUUGUCUCGCAUGAAACAUAUUUCCUCCAAUACCUGUCUGUCCACUCUCCCUUCGCGCACCCUCCAUCUCGAUCUUUGGCGUCUGCGCAGGCUGAGCGAACAAGGUAAUUCAACUCCUUCGUAGGCGUAAAUCUACACCGGGAAAUCCACCAUGUCCCUAACUCCCUU